Cyanidioschyzon merolae strain 10D is the source of this 2349-nucleotide messenger RNA. Its product is annotated as similar to RNA export mediator. The record is from RefSeq and is a predicted model, not a curated record. NCBI's taxonomy places the organism in Eukaryota, Rhodophyta, Bangiophyceae, Cyanidiales, Cyanidiaceae. Gene Ontology annotation, biological process: poly(A)+ mRNA export from nucleus; regulation of translational initiation; regulation of translational termination. Gene Ontology annotation, cellular component: nuclear pore; cytoplasm; nuclear pore cytoplasmic filaments. The coding region runs from base 1 to 2349 and encodes 782 amino acids. The transcript has a single exon. Gene Ontology annotation, molecular function: phospholipid binding; inositol hexakisphosphate binding; translation initiation factor binding.
AUGGUCGUUCGUAGCCGAACGGAACAACUUCGUCGGAUGGCGGCUGCACAAUGGGAGGCUUCCUGGGGCGCAGCGGCUUCCCUGCAAGACCAUCGUACAGAGGGCCUGGUCGAGUAUCUUGAGAGCACCCGCAACGCAGGCACAGGAAAGACACCUCCGCGGAGCGGCGCAAGUGCUGCGCCAGACGCACCCCAGUUUGCGAGCAACGAGAAGCGAGCGCCUCAGCAAGAGCCCCUACGACCAUUGAACGAGGCGCUGGUGCGUUUAACGCCUACGACAGACUUUUUUGAGAACGUGCAAAGUACGGGCGUGGUGUCGGUUUCGACAGCUCUGGAAAGUGGCGGCGACAGGUGGACAACAGGUCAACGUUUAGCUCCGAAAACGUUCGCGUCGGGAAGCGCUCCAGGUUCUGCAGACCAAGCAGCAAAGCCAGAAAUCGUACUCAUUCAGGCUCAACAAAAGAGCUUGACACCUUCGAUAUCGAAAAGGACGAGAGAGAAUGGCUCAGGGCGAUCCAGAGUACAUGCGAAGCCAGUACCCGAGUCCUCGUUUGGCGAUGUUGAGGCACGAACCUGUGCGUUUAUAGAGCAAUGGCUCUGGGUGGCACUUACUGCUAACAAGACCAGCAUUGGAACGUCCCAGAGUCAGGUAGAUGGCCUCAUCAUGGACGGGUGGUGGAGGUGGAACACGCCCAGCAACGCAUGCCCAUGGACAAAGGAGUGCGUCUCACUUGCCCGCGUUCUCGAGAAACUCGAAUGUGAGCGACUUGCUGCAUCGGAGCAAGCCCUGGAUCGUCUCCAACAGCGACUAUGUGAAGUGCGGGCCGUUUCAACCACAGCAGGAGCAGCAGCGGCAGCAGCUACUUUAGGUUCCGCGGGACAUGUCACAAAGUCGCCCUCUGGAGUGCGAGGCGCCUCUGUACCAGGGGAAACCUUUCCCUCGCUGGAUGCAAUACAUUCUCCAUGUGGCGAUCCGCAAGCACCAGCAAUAACAAAAACAACAACAGCAACAACGAUGAAACUUACUGGGAGCGCUAGCGCACAUUCUGGUGCCACUGAAAGCGCCUCAUCUAGGUAUGCACAAGGCGCAAAACUUCCAUCUUCUCUCCCGGUAAGUGGUAGCGUUUCGAGUCCGGAUGCGUCAGCCUUGACACUCGAACGGGAGCCGCACACCAAUGCCCACACCCGGGCAUACUCCAAACCGGAAACGAAACCGAUUCAGACUAGUCGAGCUGGAGUCACGUCGAAGGACGCGUCACCGUCACCGUCACCGUCACCAAGACCACAUACAUCGCUGCUGACACCGACUCCUGCAAGCACACUCGCACCAGACACGAGAAGAGAUGCAUCCGUGGACGCUUCAACCCGUGCAACAUCGGCUAUCGACGGCACUGCAGCGAGCGACGCGCCGACGACGCAGGUAUCCCGUGCCUCUCCGGAAACAGCGCUUCCCGCAGAUGUGCAACAGGUGUUGGAUCACUAUACGCAAAUCUGCAACCUGGCGGACAAGUUCCAGCAAGAUCCAGCGUCACAGUCUCUGCGUUUCCAGUUGCGAAAACGCAUUAACUUGGCAGUCAACCAGAUUGGGCUAUCGUUACCCUCGGUCCUGCACAAGUCCAGUGUCCUCGCGGCGCUGCUGCACGAGUCACUCACGACUGAGACUGCGGUCGAGUCAUCAGAAUCCGUCUCCUUGCUGGACGCUUGGUUACAGUUGCAGGUUGUUCGACGAAUCGUUCGUGAAGGCGCGGAGCAGGUGGUUGUCUCCCUGCCGUCCAGUUUUGCCCUGGGUGCGGUGCUCGUGCUCUUGACCCAGCAACAUCCACGUCUGAAACCAGUGGUGCUGGGCACCUUUUAUCAAUUGUGUCCGUACACGAUCCCGCACUGGUAUCGACGUCGACCUGGAGAGUCGCUGGAAGCGUACCUGGUUCGGCUGGGCUACAGCAAACCUAACGAGUCCUUCGAGAGCUACUACGAGCGCAUGGGCGGAUACCUCUCGCUCUUUGCAGCUAUGCUACAGACCGCUUUACCGAAUAUGCACCCGAACCCGUACGGCACUGGCAUGCUUUGGACUUGGAGCGCCCGCGUUGUGAACGCUAAACCGCGGCGCAUGACAUGCCUGCUUCUAGGCAACGUGUUCGAAGUCGCUGGAUAUGCGCUGAGCCAACAGUACGGCAACCAGUUCCGGAAACUGCUACGUCUUGUGGAGGCAGAAGUGCUCCCACGACUGCCCAAAGACGCACCACCGGGUCCGACAGCUCGCCUGAAACACUGGAUAGAGGAGGCGCUGCGCAGUGGACCGCAGCCAUGUCCAGGGCAUAUCCUGCCUAUGCGGGACUCGCAAAACACCUAA